Lactuca sativa (garden lettuce) is the source of this 727-nucleotide messenger RNA. NCBI's taxonomy places the organism in Eukaryota, Viridiplantae, Streptophyta, Magnoliopsida, Asterales, Asteraceae. The record is from RefSeq and is a predicted model, not a curated record.
UUGCUUUUUGUAAAAUGGUUUUGACUUUGUGUAAUUCGGGUGUGCUCAGCAACACCCGACCCAACAACCUCCUAUAAUACACACCCUUUCUUCUUUUUCCCUUUCCAUUUCAUUCAAUUCUAAAGAGAGAGAAAGAUAGAAUGGGAUCCGAUGUAGAAUCCGACCCGAUCUCCAUACCAAAGCUCCAGCUCUUUUCCAUGGCACUACCACGCCUCCCUGAACCAUCUGGUAUGCUAACGCCACCGCUUCAAACCUCAGCUUCCGUUCCCUUCCGGUGGGAAGAACAGCCAGGUAAGCCCCGACCUUGCACCAACCUCAUCCUCCACCCCACCACCACCACCGCCAACAGAUGCCUGGAGCUUCCUCCAAGAUUAGCAAUGGUAGAAUCCAACAUUAUUACCAAAACACCCUCACCCACCACCGUCCUCGACGGUCCAGGAGAUACCGGUGGCGCUGGCAAUGGCAAAUCCAUAUUUUCAUCGUCUUCCUUCAGAUUCGCGAGGGAACGACGUCGCAAAGGGCAAAGACAAGGUUCAUUUGACAGUAACUGUAACGGUGAGAUAUUGCGCACCCCUACAGAAUAUAGCAAUCAUUUUCCAUUCAAGCAUGGACAAAAAUAUAAGCCAAUUUUCAAUUAUACUUUUUAGCACCUACUUACCUGAUACAAGCAUAAAAAAGAAGAAAUCAAAUGGAAAUUAUAUGUAUUACAUAUUGGGAAAAUCACUUA